Gossypium raimondii (Peruvian cotton) is the source of this 1313-nucleotide messenger RNA. RefSeq names its product pathogenesis-related genes transcriptional activator PTI5-like. NCBI's taxonomy places the organism in Eukaryota, Viridiplantae, Streptophyta, Magnoliopsida, Malvales, Malvaceae. The transcript has a single exon. Gene Ontology annotation, molecular function: DNA-binding transcription factor activity; DNA binding. Gene Ontology annotation, biological process: ethylene-activated signaling pathway; regulation of DNA-templated transcription. Bases 254 to 841 code for a protein of 195 amino acids. The record is from RefSeq and is a predicted model, not a curated record.
UCCAAAUCACCUACAAUAAUUUUUUUGGGGAAAAGAAGUGUGUUCUUGUAAUAACUAGCAAACUACGGGGCAAAGUUUAUGGUGUAGAAUAGACAAAAGUUUUUGGUUCCUCUCACCUUCGCUUUGCCUAAUAAUAAAUUUCCAAGGAAAGGCCCCACUUGAACCCACCAUUCUUCUUCCUUAAAUACAAGUCUAGAGCUACUUUCUACAAACUUCAGGCCUCAUCCAGAUAGAAGUAUCCCUGGAAACAAACAUGCAAUCCCACAGUGAUAAUGUGCUGCCAUUUAAUGAGAAUGACUCCCAAGACAUGUUCAUCUAUCAAGUGUUGAACGAAGCAAACGCUCACGGCCUGGGAAUCAAUAACCUUCAUCAUUUUCAUGCUUCCCAAAGAAACCAAACUGCCGUUGCAAGCAGCAUGCUUGAGCCAGCCAGGACCAUCGCCAAGAAGCACUACAGGGGUGUCCGGCGUCGCCCUUGGGGCAAAUACGCCGCGGAAAUCCGUGACUCCACUCGGCAUGGUGCAAGGGUGUGGCUUGGCACGUUCGAAACAGCCGAACAGGCUGCUUUGGCUUAUGACAAGGCAGCUUUCAAGAUGCGUGGCUCCAAGGCUUUACUCAAUUUCCCAGCCGAAUUGGGUGCAUCGUCGGUCCAAAGAAUAUUAAGGCCAAAUUCAAGCUCAAAAAGCUUGGCAAAAACUGAUCUGGAUUCAGGAAGUAGUUCCCGCACCGUUUCGACCGGGACAUCGAAAUCAGAAUCAGAAUCAGAGAGCAGCACAACUGGGAAGUCCCAUAGUAAAGGCUCAGAAUCUGAUCACUUGAACAGUAUCUUGAAAGUUCUCUGAAACAGUUCUUCAGGAAUCAAUAUCUACCUCGAAGACCUAAAAACCAGUACCAGGGUUCAGAUGUGAGAAAGUCUUCAUCUCCCCUUUUCGGGUUUACAUUUUGCCGUUCGAUAUUUUGUUUUCUUCAUGGUGUCCUUGGCAUUUUUUGUGUAUAGGAGUUAAUAAUAGGUUUAAGAUCAAGGAUGAUAAUCAAUGCUCAUUGCUACAAGUGCAAAACUACACCUUUAAGAACCAUAUUUCAUUUCUUAAUGUUUCAUAACAGGGGUGGCACAAGAGAUUUGAUUAGCAUGGUGGAGAAAUCAUUACUACAAAUAGAUUUAACAGGUUGAAGACAUGGGUUUACCUAUUCCAGGACAAAUGAAUGGUACUGAACAGAAAUUGUUUAAAUUUGGUGACAAAACUAGAAUACUAGUACUAUUGUAUGAUUAUAUUUAUUCGAGUUUAAUAAAAAUGAGUGUGUUAUCAUUUUCAA